GCCACCAACAAACACACACACACACACAGAAACAUGUGCACACACACAGGCACGUACAGACAUGCAUACACACAGAUACAUGUACAUACACAGAAAUACACAUGUACAUACACACAGACACAGACACAUGUAUGUACACACUCAUGUACAUACACACAGACACAUAUACACACACACACACACAUACAUGUACAUACACGCAAACACAUGUACAGAUACACACAUGUACAUGCAUACACAGACACACAUAAACACACACACAUGUACAUACACACAUGUACACGCAGACACAUGUACAGAUACAUACUUGUACAUACACACAGACACAUGUACAUGCAUACACAGACACACACAAACACACACACAUGUACAUACACACAGACACACACACCUAUAAAAAGUUGCAGUACUUCGUUGCUCACUCACAGAGCCGGGUACUGCACUCUAGGGGGAGGCAGAGAGCACAGCACACACUCCUUCCUUUGCUUUCACUGCGCUCAGCUAUUGAGCAGUCGGCUCCCAGUGCCAAUGACAGAUCUGGCCUGAGCUCUGAGCCUGCUCAGCAAGACGGCCCUGGGGAACACACCUGCCCCCACCAUAAUUUCCACUCGCCAUUGGCGAGCAGGCGAGUGGAAAUUUCAAGC
Staurois parvus is the source of this 644-nucleotide messenger RNA. The record is from the annotation of a GenBank genome assembly. NCBI's taxonomy places the organism in Eukaryota, Metazoa, Chordata, Amphibia, Anura, Ranidae.